Capsella rubella is the source of this 1681-nucleotide messenger RNA. RefSeq names its product protein EFFECTOR OF TRANSCRIPTION 2. Gene Ontology annotation, biological process: regulation of DNA-templated transcription. Bases 129 to 1574 code for a protein of 481 amino acids. Gene Ontology annotation, molecular function: DNA binding. The transcript has 3 exons. The record is from RefSeq and is a predicted model, not a curated record. Lineage: Eukaryota; Viridiplantae; Streptophyta; Magnoliopsida; Brassicales; Brassicaceae.
UACUUUUUUUUCUUCAUCUUUAUCUUUUUGGUGGUGUGUUAAAAUUACGAGCACUGAACAAAAAAACAGAAAAAGAAUAGGACUUUUUAAAUCUUUUGGAUCAGAUAAAGAACAUUGGUAUCAUCGGAAUGGAAUUUGGGGACGGCGUUUCCUUCGCCGUCGUCCCCACUGUCUUCAAGAGAGAAGACUACAAGCGGACCAAACACGACUCCGUUUUCUCCAACUGGCAGGUUCUUAUAGGAUCCAACGAUUGGGAGGAUUUCAAAAACGGAAAAGACGGUGUAUGUAGAUACAGAGUCCAGAACUUACCCCGUAAAUCAUUCCCCGGUCUGUAUGAGCUUGGCGUAGCGGUCAUUGAUUCAGACCAAGGUCGAAAGCUUGAACCUGAUGAUGUUCUUGCUGCAUAUCUAGGACAAGCUGAAAGUGUUAGGUCUAGACUCCAGCGUUAUGGAAGAUCCGGUGCUCAUUUGCGCAAUGUUUAUAGCCUUUUCGACUGUGAAAUCGUUGAGUCUCCAGUUAAGAAGGCUGCUACCGGGGGUUUAUUUGAGGACAUUUUCUCCAAAGGAGGCUCCAUACUAUACAGAUGGGCUCCGAUGGGAUCUAAGAGGGUAGCUGAGGCUACAGAAGGAAUGCUUUUGAGCACAUUUGACUAUGCUUGGAACAAAGGGAGUAACGGGGAACGACGACAGCUUGAUUUGCUUAAGAAGCUCGGUGAUCGCAAGUUUAUGAGCAAGAGAAAGCCCGGGAUAUCAAGAGUGUUGUUUCCUUUUCUUAGUAACCAAGUUGGUAUCAGAAUCAAAGGAGAGAAGCAUGUGCUUAAAGAAGAGAGAAAGCUAAGCUCUGAUGUUGAUGAAGAGAAGAGUACUAAUUUCCUUAGUUCGAUACUCAAACUCACCCGGUCUAGACCUCAACCAGUUUCAGACAGAUUUGAUGAGAUGGAUGGUUCUUGUACUGAUUCAGUCUGUGGAGUCAUACUUGAAAAUGGAGGUUUUUGCAAUAGAAGUCCAGUUAAAGGAAGAAAGAGAUGCAUAGAGCAUAAAGGGCAGAGAGUUUGUCGUGUUUCACCAGAAAAGCAAACACCGCCCCCGAAUCUUGAGAUUUUCACCGGACAAGAUCGUCACAGUCAUAAAGACUCUGAUGUUAGGUGUGGAGUGAUCUUGCCUGACAUGGAAUCUUGUAGUAAGAGGGCUGUUCAAGGAAGAAAACGAUGUGAAGAUCAUAAAGGCAUGAGGAUCAAUGCUUUCCUCUUUCUUCUUAACCAGACAGAUCGUGAGAAAACCGUCAAAGACGACAAUUCUUCUGAUCUCGAAUCGCAUAGAGAGUUAAACGAAGAAGAAGAAGAAGCUUUGACGCGCUUUUGUGAAGCUACAACGAAGAAAGGCUUACCUUGCACAAGAAGUCCUCCUAAAGGAAGCAAAAGGUGUUGGCAACAUAAAGAGAAGACUUCGCCGAUAUGUUUUCAGCCAGAAAUCAUAGCUUGUGGAGUUAAAUUAUGCAAUGGAUUGACAUGUGAGAGAUCUCCGGUAAAAGGACGUAAGAGAUGCGAAGAGCAUAAGGGAAUGAGAAUCACCUAAAAUUACCUCUUUAUUAUAUUUGUUUACUUUGUUAUUUAACGGAAAAUGUUUGUACCAAACUGUUAUACUUGAUUACUCAAAAUUUCAUUUUUAUUAAUUCGAAAUCA